UUUAGAAUGGGGGACGAAACACCAGUUUUUGUGCCAAGUGUUGAAUUAAAUUCUCUUCAUAAAAUGCCUAGAAUUGGAUUUGGAACUUGGCUUUUAAAACCAGAAAAUGUCGGAAAUAUAAUUAAAAAUGCUAUUAAAUGUGGGUAUCGACAUUUUGAUUGUGCUUUUGUUUAUGGAAAUCAGAGGGAAAUUGGGAAGGCUUUAAAUGAAGUUUUUCAAGAAGGAAUUGUUAAGAGAGAAGAAUUGUUUAUUACAAGCAAAGUUUGGAAUACUUUUCAUAGUCACAAAAGGGCUUUGAAAAAUAUUGACAUGAUUUUGAAUGAAUUGGGAAUUGAGUAA
Meloidogyne enterolobii is the source of this 339-nucleotide messenger RNA. The record is from the annotation of a GenBank genome assembly. Lineage: Eukaryota; Metazoa; Nematoda; Chromadorea; Rhabditida; Meloidogynidae.